AUGACCAUUUAUUAUGACAUGUUGAAAAAAUAUUGGUCGAACGGUCGGUCGAGCGGUCAAUUUUCGAAACUAUAGUACGCAGAUGACAUCAGCCACUUCUUUAGAUCCAAGUUCGAGUUCAACCAUUAUCUCGAUGACGUCAAGCAGCCUUUUAACUUUGAAAUCAGCUGCAAGCAGUACUCCGAUGACGUCAGCCUUUUCUUCAGAUCCAACUUCAAGUUCAAGUAGUAUCACGUCGACCUCAAGUUUUUCAACAGCCUCAAGUUCAAGUUCAACGCCCACUCCGACAGCUUCAAGCAUGUCUUCAACACUCGGUUCAAGUUCAACAAGUAUUCCGUUGACGUCAGAUACGUCUACGAGGCCACGUUCUACCUCAAGCAGUGCUCAAAACAUUCCAGAAAAUUUCACAACUUGGAGUUCAAGUUCAACCAGUAAUUCGAUGACCUCAGACACGUCUACAAGACUGAGCUCUACGUUAAGCAAAAGCAGUACCUUGAUUCCUACUGA
Messenger RNA from Caenorhabditis auriculariae, 507 nucleotides. The record is from the annotation of a GenBank genome assembly. Lineage: Eukaryota; Metazoa; Nematoda; Chromadorea; Rhabditida; Rhabditidae.